Molecule: messenger RNA, 4120 nt
Organism: Lepus europaeus (European hare)
Lineage: Eukaryota; Metazoa; Chordata; Mammalia; Lagomorpha; Leporidae
Gene: DIO2
Product: iodothyronine deiodinase 2
Molecular function (GO): thyroxine 5'-deiodinase activity
Source: RefSeq, a predicted model, not a curated record
CGCCAGUUUUUUUUUUUUUUUUUUUUUUUUUUUUUUUUUUUUUAAAUCUUAAAUCCUGUAAAAAAAAGCAGCAGCUCCGAAUUGAAUGAAUUGAUGGGCACACUCCAACUGCUGGGCUGGAGAGACUGAACUUGGGCUUGCCAUUUCUGCUUCUUUGAAAGAGGAGACAGCUUGGGCUUCCUUUUAAUUUAGUUUUUCUCCUUCUCCCCCACCUCCCAACCUUCCCCCUUACCUUCCCCACCCCCUCCAUCACCUCCCCCCUUUUAAAUAAGAGGGUGAAGGGGAACCGGAGCGCACAAGGGGACUGACUCAGGACGCAGAGAAGAUGGGCAUCCUCAGCGUAGACUUGCUGAUCACACUGCAAAUCCUGCCAGUGUUUUUCUCCAACUGCCUCUUCCUGGCGCUCUAUGACUCGGUCAUUCUGCUCAAGCACGUGGUGUUGCUGCUGAGUCGCUCCAAGUCCACUCGCGGAGAGUGGCGGCGCAUGCUGACCUCAGAGGGACUCCGCUGUGUCUGGAAGAGCUUCCUCCUUGACGCCUACAAACAGGUGAAAUUGGGCGAGGAUGCCCCCAAUUCCAGUGUGGUGCACGUGUCCAAUCCUGAAGCAGGUGACGGUGCUGGGAGUGGUGCUCAGGGCAAGACAGCGGAUGGAGCCGAAUGCCACCUCCUUGACUUUGCCAGCUCCGAGCGCCCACUGGUGGUCAACUUUGGCUCGGCCACUUGACCUCCUUUUACCAGCCAGCUGCCAGCCUUCCGAAAACUGGUGGAAGAGUUCUCCUCAGUGGCUGACUUCCUGCUGGUCUACAUUGAUGAGGCUCAUCCUUCAGAUGGCUGGGCGGUGCCUGGGGACUCCUCUCUGGCCUUUGAGGUGAAGAAGCACCGGAACCAGGAAGACCGAUGUGCAGCGGCCCACCAGCUUCUGGAGCGUUUCUCCUUGCCGCCCCAGUGCCGGGUUGUGGCUGACCGCAUGGACAAUAACGCCAAUGUAGCAUACGGGGUAGCCUUCGAACGCGUGUGCAUCGUGCAGAGACAGAAAAUUGCGUAUCUGGGAGGAAAGGGCCCCUUCUGGUAUAAUCUUCAAGAAGUGCGGCGUUGGCUGGAGAAGAAUUUCAGCAAGAUGAAAUCUAGAUUAGCUGGUUAAAGGUAUGAUGGUAAUAGAGCUUUUUAUUUAAAAAGAGAUUUUGUAAAGCAAAGGAAAUUAAGAACCGAAUCCACUCUUUGAAUGGAAUCCCCUGGCCUCACUGAAGACUGGAAUUUACCUGUCAGAAGAACAUGAACUUCUAACCUCUCAAUACUUUUUUCACCGUUCAAAUGACAUUGGGCUAACUAGUAGCCCUGUCACCUCUUUUCUUACUGAAAAUUCCUGACUGAGAAGAUCCCAAAAUGGAGAGGGGGAAAUCCUGGUUCAGCAUGUGUUCAUUCUGCCCUGGGGAAGAAGUGAUAUAGCUGACUCAUGCUUUGGGACCAGAAAAAAAAAAAAAAAAAAAGACUCAUCUGAAUAAUUACCACAUUAGGGAAACUUCUAUCUACGUUAAGAUAAAGCAUAAUGCCUAGGUUUUAUUCAGCAUGAGUAGAGCCCAGCCGAAAAUCUCCAGAUAGUACCUGAUAACAAGUCCAGGAACCCAGGCUAUGUGGUUAGGACCUUCAUAUUUCAUUUGUUAGGGUAGUUUCUGACAUUGUAGUUUGUAGCUAUGCAGGUCUGUAUGCCAGUCUACAUAACCCAGAAUCCACAAGUGCACUUGUUGACGCCAAGAAGGAUCCCUAAAUCUGGAGGUUGAUCAUCCGAAUUCUGAGGGUUCCUUUCCAGGCAGAGAGGAAGGUACUAGAAGAAGAUCAAAUUGGCUAGGAAAGAAGAGGCAGAAAUGUGAGGGAACAUCAUGGAGUGUCACCAUGAAGCUGUGGAGGUUGAUACUAAUUCGUUAGCCAUGAAGCAAAGAAACAUACACAAGGCCAGAGAAAUAAGCUCAUUUAAAAGUGGCAUAGAGAAUUCACAGAUGAAAAACAGGGUCUUUAAUAUAUAUUUCUAGAAUGAGGGAGAGAGGGGGGCUGCAAGGGAAAAAAUACUUAAAUAUUUGUGUUAAUGAGGGAAUUUUUUUUUGUGGAAACAAUCACUUUUUGAAGCAUGUAUAUGGUCUGUAUAUUUUCAUUGGGUGAAUUACACCCCAUGAUACCUAUUAAAGAAAAAACCAGUGGGUCCUGUGGUGCUAAUCUGUUCCUCUCCAUUCCGACAAUCCCAGUGUGGCCCCACUUGUUCUUAGUCAGAGUCUCUGCAGCGUUGUUCUCACUGAAUGCUGAGCUGAAGGAUGCACCCAUGAGGGUUCUUCAAAAAGACCGUGGAAAAGUGGAAUGUAAAAGAGAAGUUUAUUUGGCUGCCAAAAUUUUUGAAAUCUGUACAAAAUUUUUCAUAAUACCAUUUCCCAUGAACUUUUUGAAGAUCACUUGAGUAUCUAUACUCAUUCGCAGGAGUAUAUAUACUCAGUACACACAGAUGCACGCACACACACACACAUACACAGGCAUUCUGUGAGAGGCAUGGAUUCUGGCUAUUCUGCUAUAGCCCUGUUUUCCUCCCAAAGUUAUUGAACAAUAAGGAAUGAUAGAUGAAAACUGAUAAACUGUCUUCAGUUGCAAAAUAGAAAAAGUUGGUUUCAGAUAAUUGUGACAAGUAAUUUUGGAAGCUUUGAUAUAAGGCUACCCUCAAUAUUAUGGAAUUUGGUUAAAUUGAAUUUUGCUUGACAUUUGAAUUUGGAACUGGCUCUUCCUAUCAUCCCAUUAGCUGAGGAUUAGUAAUCUAAGGUCAUAUAUUAUUAAAAUGCCAUAUAUGUAUACAUACAUAUAUAUAUAUAUAUGCCAUGUUUAUCUUUAAAAUAGACAGUCUAGUUUUACCCACACUUAACAUCUGAAAAGUGUAAUCCCCCAAAAGAAUAGAUAGAUCAGUUUGGUAUCAUAUUUUUUGUGUGUGUAUUGAGGAUACUAUCAAAUUGCCAUAUGUCAUUGUACUUAAAGAUACAAAGGUUCACAUUUCCAUUGUGUUAAUAACUGAAUCAUAACAUAAAACUAAUAUAAAAGAUAAUCUACAGUUGAAAGUAUAUUCUAAAUUAGGUUCCUAAAAUGAGAAAACAUUGGGAACUGGGGGUGCAAGAACCAAACUUUUAAAAAAAGUUAAUGCAACAUAUCUGUCAUAUCACUAGCUGGUAUAUUGUUUGGAUAUCAAACUCUAUUGUAACAUUUUAUGGCAAUAUCUAAGUUUUCCAAAGUUUUAAAUUUUAUUAAAAACAGAGUCACAGUGAAUUUUGAAAAUGUAAUGUUGUCUAAUUGUUGGAUAAUAAUAUUGAGAAUAUAUUAUUUCAUAUUCCUUAAUUGUUUACAGUCAAGACUUAUCAGUGGCCACAUUGAUUUUUACUUUCAAAAUACUGUAGAGAUUUACGUGGCCCCCUAGAGAAUUAAAACGAAACUUUGGCUGUAGCACACCCAUGCCAUUGUCCUUCAAUUUCCCCUUUUGUUAUAUGUGUAUGAUAAAGGAACAGGAUGUCAGAGAAGCUGGUGGGGGGAUGAGAUUUGGCUAUGGUAGUGCUAGGUUUUGUUGGGGAAAGGAUGAUGGAAAAAUCAGCCAGUUGUGCUCUAUUUGAAAGUCAGAGAAGGUUGUGUGUGCAUGCACAGUUCUCCCUGAGGGUAGUCCAGUGGAACAAUGAGGCAAAGGAAGGGAACAGUUAAAGAUCUCAGGCCGUCAGGGAGAAACACCUGUGGAACAGAAUAUGGAAAAGUUACUCGAGGAAAGAUUGUUGAAAGUAGACUGACAAAGCCCAGGAAUCCUGCAAGGUGUAGAAGGUUUGGUGACAUCAGAGUUAUGAGAAGUUUGUGAUUAGCUAACAUGUGUCUCAAAUGAACUUCAUGCCUUCCUUGUAAGCAUCUUUUAUAAAAUUAGUAGAACUCAUUAUUUGAGAUUCAGAAGAAUCAGUGAUAUGCUGAGAGAAAUUGUCAAAAUCUACUCACCUAUCAUGCCUUUUGAAAAGUUUACUUUGAAGAACUGUAUUUCUUUCACAAGAGAAAAAUUUACAAAACGAUAUAUACGUUUUAUAUCUAUUGUAAUGCUCUGAGUAUUUUUCCUUGAUACCUAAAC